AAGAGGUGUCUAGACGGAUGCCUGAUCAAAAACAUAAAGCAUCUAAGUCAUAAUUUAGACAUGAAAACAUUAAAUGAGAUCCCGUCUGCAGGUGCUGGAGUCGUUUUUCUACAGAAUGACUUCGCGAGAUUCAUUCUGACCAAAAUGUGAGCCGCUAUUUUUAUCUAGAUUGAGCCAGUGCUGUUUUUUUCCUUUUUUUUUUUUUUGGGGGGAGGCCUAAAUCUCCGAGCUUUUUGUAAGGAAAAAAUCAAGACAGCAUGAAGGAAGUGGAUUAUGUUAAUAAAAACAGCAGGGAAAGUCUGCCUUUAGAGGACAACGUGCGGAUGAAACAGCUCGGAGGUCGUGAUUCGCAGGAUGUUGGUAGAAAUCAGUCCGCAGAUGUUUAUUCUCCUUCAGUGAAUAAAGAAGAGCUUCCCUGGAGCCCCAGUUUGGAUGAGCAGGAGUCCGAGUCCUCCUUCCUAAAGGAAGAAGUUGAUCAAAGUUGGACAAGUCAAGAAGAAGCGCAGACGGAUAGAGAAGAUGAGACUGAAUACAUCAACUUCCCGCUCAACGUUAUUGUGAAGAGUGAGUAUGAUGAUGAAGAGGAGCCCGAAUCCUCACAGCUUCAUCCCAGUAAAACUGAUGAUUCCACAGAGACAGAGCGUCCGACCACCAGCACCGUUAAAUGGAUCAAAACAGAAACUGAUGGGGACUGCGCACAGCUGGAACUAGUCUGGAAGCCCGGUCCGAAACAUUUCAAAAAGCGUUCAGACAGAAAGGCUGCGGACUCCUCUGAGACAGAUAUUAGUGAAGACGAUGGUUACGAUUAUUGGCAGCAACCUUUGACUGAGAAGGAAAGUGGAUGGAAAGCAAGCGGUUCCGUUAAUCCCAAUUGUUCUGAAGCCAUGGCGCCUCCAGGUCCAAAGGCCAAAGGUCACGUAGGAAAAAGAAACUUCAGCUGCGAUGAAUGUGGUAAAAAGUUCCGAGAUCAGUUUAGUCUGAAAUCCCACAUCAGAGUGCACACAGGAGAGCAGCCGUUUGUCUGUGACGUUUGUGGGAAAAGAUUUAAGCACCAGCAUGACGUGAAGAAACACAUGAAGGUCCAUUCAGAGGAGCAGCCGUUCGUCUGUGAAGUUUGUGGUAAAAGAUUCAAGCAUCAGCACAAUCUGAAGACGCACAUGAGAAUCCACACAGGGGAGAAACCUUAUAUCUGUAACAUCUGUGGAAAAGCAGCACGGCACCAGAACAACCUGAGAACACACAUGAUCGUCCACGGAGGAGAACAGCCAUUCAGCUGCGAUAUCUGUGGGAAAAAGUUCAACCGGCAGACCAACCUGAAGGCGCACAAGGCCGUUCACACCGGAGAGAAACCGCACAGCUGUGAGAUCUGCGGAAAAAGCUACAAACGUAGAACGCACCUUAGGGGUCACAUGACCACCCACAGUGAGGAAAGGCCUUUUGGCUGCGAAGUCUGCGGGAAAAGGUUCAACCGUAAAACGUAUCUCCACACGCACAUGGUGGUCCACACCGGCGAGAAGCCUUACAGCUGCGACUUCUGCGGUAAAAACUUCUCCAGGAAAACUCACCUGGAUUCACACAUCGCUGUUCAUAUGGGAGGGCAGCCGUUUGGUUGUCCCGUCUGUGGGGAAGAAUUCCCCAAACAGGAAAGCUUAGACCGACACAUGCCGCUACACUUCAUAUAGUUGAACUGAUUACAUGGAUGGAUUCCCAACGCUCUUCAUUCCACUCUGGUGAAUUAUAAACAAAACAAACAUUAUAUUAAAACCAAUAAACUAGAGAGAUGUUCCACCUGAGGAGCUGGAAGCCUCUUGGAAACUAAAUAACUGAAGGUGAAUCCUCUUUCAGCAGCUGACUUUACCUUGAGUUUGUUCUGGAAAUGAACAAAUAU
This is a messenger RNA of Cyprinodon variegatus (sheepshead minnow), 1888 nucleotides long. RefSeq names its product gastrula zinc finger protein XlCGF57.1-like. NCBI's taxonomy places the organism in Eukaryota, Metazoa, Chordata, Actinopteri, Cyprinodontiformes, Cyprinodontidae. Bases 258 to 1682 code for a protein of 474 amino acids. The transcript has 2 exons. Gene Ontology annotation, biological process: regulation of cytokine production; regulation of immune system process; negative regulation of transcription by RNA polymerase II. The record is from RefSeq and is a predicted model, not a curated record.